AUGGCUGACCGGGCUACCCUCAUCAUCGGCCUGCUAUGGGCCCUCACCAUCAUUGCCGUUAUUGUCGUCGCGACUCGCUUCGCCGUGCAACACAAGUUCGGAGGGCUCUUUGCGGAGGACUGGCUGAUGCUGGCGGCAAUGGUCAUGCAGCUCAUCGACAUGGGCUUCCUCUCUAAAUCUUCAUCCUGGGGCCUGGGGAAACACGAUCGAGAUAUGACGCCCGAACAACUCAUCAACGCCGGCAAAUGGGCCUGGCUCUACAUGAUCCCCGGUUGCUUUGUCGCCGUGUUGGCGCGCGUAUCUGGUGGCGUCUUCCUCAUCCGCCUGUUUGGAAUCCACGAGUGGCUCAAGCGCUACCUCAUCGUCUUCACCGUGCUACAGGCCAUAGGCGGUAUGCUGGUGCUUCUGACGAACUUUCUAGCCAUUACGCCCAUCGAGGCCUUGUGGGAUCCGACUAUCACGGACAAGAGGGCCCGAUACAGCCCUCAAGUGGCUUCCAUUACCGCCUACACUACGCAAUCCCUCUUCACCAUGGCAGACCUGACCUACGUCCUAUUCCCGUCCAUAAUAAUCUGGAACCUACACCUAAACAUCAAGAAGAAAAUCGGUAUCAUCCUGCUCAUGUGUACUUCGCUCAUUACUAUGGCCGUGUCUAUUAUGAAGGCUAUCACCCUCGCCAAGGUCUCAGGCGUCGCCGAGCCCGCCUACAUGAGCAGCCUGUCUGCCCUCUGGGCUGGCCUCGAGCAAACGCUUGUCAUCAUCAUGGCCUCUGUGCCCGCCCUCUCAGCCAUCACCAAGCUCAACCUGGGCUUCCGUCGCAUGACCUCGUCGAUCGCCAAGUCCCUCAAUCUUUCGGGUGGCCGCACCGGCAAUGACAGCAAGGGUAGCAAGUUUACGGAUUCGUCCGCCGGAAGUAUGGCUGGUAUGAAGCCUGCCCGCUAUCAGGACCUGGAGAAAAACUCGUUCGGCUCCCACAACAACCGCCGCAGCAACCAGGUCACAGGAAGCCCUUUUGGCACCACUGUGGCUUACUAUGAUGAGAGCAACGAGAUGGUCCCGCUCAAGUCAGCAGCACCGGUGCGUGUCCGACGCACGGAUGAAUACACUGUGGAAUACGAUCCCCGUUCGUAG
This is a messenger RNA of Talaromyces rugulosus, 1131 nucleotides long. RefSeq lists its product as uncharacterized. The record is from RefSeq and is a predicted model, not a curated record. NCBI's taxonomy places the organism in Eukaryota, Fungi, Ascomycota, Eurotiomycetes, Eurotiales, Trichocomaceae. The coding region runs from base 1 to 1131 and encodes 376 amino acids. The transcript has 2 exons.